Messenger RNA from Durusdinium trenchii, 2740 nucleotides. The record is from the annotation of a GenBank genome assembly. NCBI's taxonomy places the organism in Eukaryota, Dinophyceae, Suessiales, Symbiodiniaceae.
CCCGAGCAACACACGUUGAGUCCGCGUCUCCCCGGUGCGGUGCGGUGAGUCCGUUGGAUUCGCUUCAUGGCGCCAUGAGCGCUUCACCCGUCUCACGCCUAGUGGCCACGGCUCAGCUGGUGCGCACCGGGUGCCGCAAGUGCUGCAGCUGCUUGCAGGGCUCACCGGUGCUGUGCCUCAUCAUUACGCCCCUGGUCGUAUUGAUCUUCAUCCUCAUCGCCGUCUUCAAUGUCUGCUUGGCCCGCUUGUUGACGGCUCCUGGCGCAGUCCUUUUCAAUGUGCUCCUGCUUUGGUUAGUGCUUCGGCUGGUCGUGAGGGUCUUGGUCUUCCCCGGCUCCAUCCUCUUGUGGCGCCGCAACACAGAGGCCUCCUACCGUGCCGAGAUGGCGAAGCAGUUCGCCAGUCACCUGGAGCACCUGCGCGGCUUCGUGGCCGAAGCCCUAGGCAAAGGCCAAGGAGUGGCCACCCCGGCGACCCUGGAGGGCACCUUGUUAGGCCUGAUGGUGGUCGAGGGCUUGGCCCGGAACUUCCGGGUGCAGCAGAGAGAUCAGGUGAAAUUCACCACUGAGCAGGUCCAGCUAAGAGGGCUGGUCCAGGCCGUGGAAGUCUGGCUGAGCCAAGCCAAGGUCCUGGACAGGCGUGCCGAGAUACCCCUGAAUGACUGGCUGCAGCGCCAUGUGCAGAAUGUGGUGAAGGUCCCGCUGCGCUAUGCAGUGAACAGUACUCCCUUGGUCUCGGAAGCCAAAGCGGAGGCCGAAGGCACCCUUCAGCGCCUGGAGCAGCUUCUGCAUAUCUUCUACGAUCUGCAGCGAUCGCCGGACGGCCUUUGUGCCAGCACCAGGCGCUUUCUGCGGACGCCAGUGGUUGGAUCGCUGAACCAGCUCAGGGCAGAGCUCCUGUUGCGCUACAGCGCACAGCACUACUGGGUGCGCACCGGCGGCCGCAAGAUCGACGCGGUGUUCAUCUCCGCCAAGGGAGACCGUGGCGAAGCCCUGACCGAGGAGAGUCCCGACGCGAAGGAGGAUGCUCCCUUGAAGGACCUCGAACCGCGUGGGCAUGUGGUAGUUUGGUGCAACCCCAAUGCCGCCUACUACGAGACCAUGGCCUAUGAAUCCCAUUGGUUGGACUUCUACCUCUCCCAGGGCUGCAGCAUCUUCGUUUUUAACUACAGUGGAUUUGGACGGUCCCAAGGGCAUCCAAGUCCAGGCCGCCUGAGCGCUGACGGCGAUGCGGUGGUGGACUUCCUGCGGCGGAGGGGUUUCACUCAGGUGGCCGUGCAUGGACGGUCAAUUGGAGGCAUUGCUGCUUGUCGCAUUGCCCGAAAGAAUCCCGACAUCGUGAAGGUCCUGGUCGCUGACCGUACCUUCUCAACCUUGGCCAAGGCGGCGAAGUACACCUUUGGAGAUUGGGCUGCCAAGGGCUUGUCUUUGUCAGCCACUUGGGCGGACAAUGUCUCCAACUAUGUCAACACCAAGUGCUACAAGGUGAUGCUGUGCGAUCCCAAGGACGCCACCAUCCCGGACCUCGCUGCGCUGCGCACGGCAGUGGCCCAGAAGGUCUUGGAACAGGUGCCUUCCAGCGAGCGCUUUUCCUAUGAGGGCUUGGACCGCAUGGCAGAAGCCUGGACCUUCUUCGAGGUCCUGCUCUCCAUUUGCGAUGCCUGCGACGGCGGAUGUGUUUGCCAACCGCGCUUCGGGGAAUCCAAGCGCUCCGCCCGGCAGCCGGUGGUGGGGAAGCCGGUGGUCGAGACUGAAACCGCUGAGGCCGGUGACGAAGACUCGCGGCUGGUGGCCCGGCCACCGACACCGGCGAAGGUGACGGUGCAGUGGCUUCAGGAGCACAGCGACUUUGUGCACUUCACCAUGUCACCCCACAUCGACCUCCUUCGCCAGGCCGUGGACAGUUUGGGCUCCAGGUUCAACGCGAGUGGCCUGCCAUUAGAUGAGGCCCUAGGAGGUCAUCAGGAGGAUGCUGCUGAAGCCUUGCAGUGCUUCUUGUGCAACUUGCAGGUGUGGGGGUCUUUGGCCCUCCGGGGCGCCUCGGGGGAGUUCAGCCCUAUGCCGCGCACCGCCGUGGACGAUGACCUGGAGCUCUUCCUGGCCAGAGGUCUCAGUGGUACCACGGCGUCCAUGAGCGCGCGCUUGGCGAAAGUGGCCGAGCAGUUGACGCCGUCGAGGAUGUCCGACUACCAUCGACAGCUGGCGCGAGUUGGAGUGGCCCGUGUGCGUCGAGACUUCCGGCAGCAGCUCUCCGCGCUGCAGCGGAGUCUGGAUGCCUCUGUGGCGCAGGGCGACUGCCCACUGAGUGCGGCGGUCUUGACGCAUCUCCGAGAGGUGGAGAAGUUCAUGACAGCCAUCUACCGCUUCUUUAAAUGCGUGGACAUCAGUGGCCAAGGGGAUCUGGAGCGACCGGAUUCAGGCGAGGGCGUAGGGCCGAACCGGAGCCCUACCGCUCUCAUGGAGGUUGGAAGCGAUGAUUCUGAAGAGGGUGCUCGUGCCCAUGUGCCAAAGCCCAGCAUAGACCGCUCGUGGGCGGGCUAUGUAGCAUGCCUCAACUGUGGUCAUAAUGGCGUUCUGAGCGAGGGAGAGGCACAGCAUUUGGCCCUCCACUUGCGCACGGCCCAGUUCGGCAAGUAUGCGCCCUCGGAGGAUCACGUGUAAGGUGGUCGUCAACCGUGUGAGCUGCAUGCCGACGUUCCUACACUGCCGGGGCAUGGUGUGAAAAGGCCACAAGAGCAAAG